UACCGCACUGAACGCGCCAGAGACGAUCAUGGAGCAUCGGACGCUGAGGCAACGCGAUGAUAACGCUCGACGAACAGUCAAAAACCUCGCAGCGCAUUUUCAGAAUAUGAAGAACCUGCAAGCAAAUUCGCAGACUAAUGAAAGUUACGAUAAUGUUGGCCAUAAUUUGCCUCCUCCAGUCCGAAUUACUCCAUAUUCCGGCGUGAAGCCCAAGGACACAGAUCUCAUUAGGCCGGUUGCGUUCCGACCAUAUGUUGCAAUUAAAGCGGAAGCUCGACAAACAGUUUCUUCAUCAACUGCCUACUGCAAUAGUAGCAUUAGAAGUGAUAAUUUGUUAACAAAGCGCUUGUCUAACAGUGACGAUCUGAAACGGCCUUCACAGCAAACAAAGGACGCGAUGCCGAAUUCCUCAGCUCCACUGUCCAGCAAUAACAUUCGGCCACGAGGCAUUUAUCAGCCUUCAACAAGUUCUGAAUUGGUACCAGCAUCUGCUCCGUACAUUAAGGCAAAUAAAUUCGAUAGUGAGGAGAACGAUUAUGACGUUGUACCGGAGUACAUCGAACGAGACAAAUUCUACAUUGAUGUGGAUUCGACAAGCAGCGAGAACUAUUCGUUGGUGCACUACUCGACAGGAUGUCAUCGCAAUCCAGCACCGCCGCCGCCACCUGCUUCACUGGCUACUAACAACAAUAACAGCAGUAAUAAUAAUCGUAACAAAAUCCAGCAGCACAACUGUGGCACGACAUUUGGCAUAUCAGCUACGCAGUCGCCGCAGAACAUCGUCAAGAAGUCGCAGUCGUCGCACCAAGUGUACGGCUCGAACGCGUCAUCAGGUAGUCGCCACAGCUCAGGAAUACACAUUACGCCAUCGCCGAGUGAUUCUGGCAUUGUCGAUUACGAGACAAUAAUCCGUGAUAAGGAGAACGAGUUGACAAACGUGCGGGCAACGAUGGAGCAGAACGAAGAGGUAGUGGUCCGGGUGUAUCUGGAAAAGGAAAGGCUCUGGAAGGAGCAACUCGCCGAUCUCAAGCACAAGUUACAGGUAUGUACUGUUCCAGUUUAUCAGCAUGCUCUCCUUCCCAGUCUUCAAAACAUCAGUCCCUUUAUUUUCCAUGGGUUUGUUCUCUUAAAUUUUCAACCAGCUGGAUUUUGUAGUGACCGGUCCAACUGGGAUGCCAAAAAGGAGCAUGUUUUUGACUUUAAUGGAUCAAAAAAUUCCCAUUCAGAUUUGUUUUUAUCUUUUUCGCUUUCUUUGUAUACUCUAUCAAAUCCUUCCUUGGUUCCGGUCGUACCUUAA
Molecule: messenger RNA, 1297 nt
Organism: Gongylonema pulchrum
Lineage: Eukaryota; Metazoa; Nematoda; Chromadorea; Rhabditida; Gongylonematidae
Source: the annotation of a GenBank genome assembly